Molecule: messenger RNA, 3042 nt
Organism: Bemisia tabaci
Lineage: Eukaryota; Metazoa; Arthropoda; Insecta; Hemiptera; Aleyrodidae
Source: RefSeq, a predicted model, not a curated record
AUGAGCUACCUUUUCUGUGGUUUGUGCAAAUUAUGGCUCUCCAAAUUUUUGAACCAAUUUGCUGCCUGGAAGAAGUUUCAAAAGUUCCGAAUACGAAUUACAACUGAUGGGACCCUUGAAAAUCGUACUUGCACAAGCACUCUUGGGAUCUUUGGUGGAUUGAUCCUUGCUUAUUGCGUUUUUACUUUUCUGGUAUUUGAGAUGAAUUUUUCUUAUUCGAAAACCCUGAUUCUAUGUUGCGUCUUGGGCUCAUUUUUAUCAGUCGGGCUAGCCGUAUCUGCUAAUGUAAGAUGCGUAGUAUUGAUGGCACUACCUGAGUUGUUUACUCAAAGAGGACGGCAAGCUCUGCUGGCAUAUGCUCUACUUUUGACAAUGACAGGGCCAUCCAAAAAUGUAUUACACAAUACAAAAGUUUUAACCGAAUCCUUAGCCUGCACUGUGGAGCAAUUGAAAGUUGCAACUCAAGGAUUGCGAGAGCUCAUAAAAGCACCAUUUUAUGCAAUAAAAGCAGCUCUUGUGGCAAUAGUAAAAGCAUUCAAGGUAAUAGUUAAGAAGGUCAAGGAAAUGUUACUGGCAAUUAAAAGAAUUAUGGUCAGUCUAGUUAGGGUGAUCGAAUCUGCUGUAGAAUGGUUACUAGGAGGUGUAAGUACCUGCAAUGACAAAUUUGGCUCUCCUUUUCAACGUUGCAUCAGUUCGAUAGAAGAAGCAGUGGCAGGGUGUAAGUCAUCGGUACCCAAAUGGGCAGAUUUGUGCUCUGCAGCCUAUGCAGUUGAUUUAGUGUGCUACCCAGUGAAAUUUGUGGAUUACUUCUGUGAAUUUGUAUCAUUCAUAUCUGAUGACGUUCUCGCUGGAAUCCGGAGAAAGAUUAAAGAGUUCGAACGGAAGCUAAAAACUAUGUUCUAUGUCAAAAUAACAUUCAGCCACUCCUUUUCCUUUCAAACCAAUCAAACUAAAACAGUACGUGAUGUUGCAAGUGACAUUAUUGCUGAAGUCAAGAAGAGAACGCAUUGGUUCACUCACCUAUUUACUUGGAUGAGUUUCACUUUCAUGAUCCUCCUGUUGUAUGUGAUAUACCAAGUGAUAUACUAUCGCAUCAGGUAUCUCUCCAGCCUCUCAUUUGAUAAUAAGUAUCUCACAGAUAAUUUCUAUGAAAUCGAUUUUAAAAGGACACGACAAGAUCUUGACACGGUUAUACCUUUAACUCGUUAUGAGCGUUCUCAGUACAUCGAGUUGACGAGUAUAAGACUCUUGAAGAAAGAAAGAGAAUCCCUUCUCAAUUCCUUUUGGUUUUUAUUCUUGACUGGGUACAGGCUUGGAGUUCAUAUGCUACUGGAUUUUGCAUUAUAUUGGAUUCUCUCGUUAAUCCAUAGAUAUGGCCGCUUGCAAGUCAAUGUGGAUAUUCCAAAAUCCAUCAAUAUGCUUGCAAAGGGAAACGGAAUGUUAGCUGAUAUGUAUCGAAGUGUGGCGAAAGCACUCAAACCUUUGGGUUUGGAAAUGCAUAUGGAUACUUUACCUUGUCUUCCGAUUCCCUCACCUCCAGAUUGGUACCGAUAUAAACAAAUAUGGGCCCUCAUGGGUCUGAUAUCACUUCUUACACUACUUCAACCAUAUGCAAAACGUAUACGGAAUAUGGUCAUGUCACAUUAUCAUCCUGAUGUUGCCAAGGAAAGAUCAGUCUGGCUCUACAACCAUAUUCUAAGAUCUCGCGGUAAUUUUCUCUCUUUCGCUCGAAGGCGGUUGCGGCGUAUGUUCGGUCUUCGAGAAAAGAUGCCUCAAGAUGAAAUCUCUCUAGCGCAGAGGUGUUUUGCCAUGUUUCCCUUUCUUGACUGGUUCUUGGAACAAGAUCAAGGGAAAGUCUGCUUGCUUGACGGUGAGUCCGGGACAGCUGAUGAUGAAUUGGUUCAUUGCUCUAAGGCGGACUGUAUUGGUCUAUAUCACGGCAAAUGCUAUCAGGAGUUAAAUAAUGACUGCACCAUUUGUCGUAAGCCAAUUGAAUAUGGGGAUUUAUCUGACAUAAGUGAAGAAAAAGACUCUUCUGAUGAUGGCGAAGAGAAUGAUAAUCGUAAUGCAGCUCAUUACAGUCAUGUCAAUGUUCAUUCUGUUGAAAAUCAUCGUGAUUCCGAUAAAGAGGGUAUUUUGCCAAAUGAGGCAAGCUCCACAGGCAGCUCUCAAUAUUCCUACUCUUAUCAAGACAAAGAAUUCAUUGAACACAGAAACGCGCCGCUCAUUGUGCGUCGUGCUUUUGAGGACCUUGAAGCCCAGAAAUUAGUUAAAUAUGUCUCAAAGAGUGAUGACUUAGCCGUUGAUCAGGAUUUGACUCGUGCCUCUUCAGAUGCGUCCUCAGGAGAAAAGUCAAAUACCAGCUCAGAGAUGGCUGACGAAGACUCUGCAAUCACCAUCGAGCCAGAAACAUCCUCUAAAAGACAUUCCAGUCUUUUAAAAGUCAACUUACAAAAUUCAAAAUUGAGCAAAACUGAUAAAUCUGCUAUGAUUAAAAAUUACUUCAAUAAAUUAGAAGACUAUAAUUCCGCAAAGAUGUCUGUAGUGGAAUCAAGCGUACAACGUGAAAAUAAUCAAUCAAAUGGAAUCAUUAGGAGUCAAAUUGCAGAAAAAAUUCAAGAUCAUGACUCAAUUAGCUAUAGUAGUGUAGCAGAACUUAGUUCUGAAUCAGAUUCUCAACAAGAAAUAGUGAAUGAUGAACAUCUUUCCUCAUCAAAUUCCAGGGAAGAAUUGAAAGUUAUACAAGGGGAAACAGGCUUUGACGUCAAUAGCAGCGGUAGCUCAUCAGAAUCUAUUGUAUCUUCCUCAGAAUUCAAUAGGAAAUUACUGCAGAAAAGAAAUAAGAAGAAAAAAUCAUUUUUACCAAGAUGGCUAAGAUAGAGAAUAAUAUUAAGUAUCGUAUACUCUUGUUGUAUCUUUUAAUUUUUGUUAAGUACAAAUGAUUGUAAUCAACAUUUAAAAUAUACUAUGAAAGUUGUUAAGGUAAUGUUUUCCUCUUAUUGAUUUCUCAUCAAUAAAUGUUACUUUGCCCAUCUCCAAAAA